This is a messenger RNA of Vitis vinifera (wine grape), 681 nucleotides long. Its product is annotated as G-type lectin S-receptor-like serine/threonine-protein kinase At1g11410. The transcript has a single exon. Bases 1 to 681 code for a protein of 226 amino acids. The record is from RefSeq and is a predicted model, not a curated record. Lineage: Eukaryota; Viridiplantae; Streptophyta; Magnoliopsida; Vitales; Vitaceae.
AUGAAGUCACAUAUGCAUCCUGUAAAGAUGUUUCUUCAGUACUUGCUUCUAUUCCUUAUGCUCCCACUUUGCAGCUCCACUAACACCAUAACUCCCAACCAACCCUUCAGAGAUGGUGACCUUCUAGUCUCUAAACAGUCCAGGUUCGCUCUUGGCUUCUUCAGUCCACGGAAUUCUACACUCCGAUAUAUUGGAGUUUGGUACAACACAAUUCGUGAACAAACCGUUGUAUGGGUUCUUAACAGAGACCAUCCUAUCAACGAUAGCUCCGGAGUCCUCUCCAUCAACACUUCUGGAAACCUCCUUCUGCACCGCGGAAACACUCAUGUAUGGUCCACAAACGUUUCCAUCUCAUCAGUGAACCCUACUGUGGCUCAGCUCUUAGAUACAGGAAACCUAGUCUUGAUCCAUAACGGUGACAAGAGGGUUGUGUGGCAAGGCUUUGAUUAUCCCACAGAUAAUUGGAUUCCCCACAUGAAAUUCGGACUGAAUCGGAGAACCGGUUUCAACGUGUUCCUAACUUCUUGGAAGUCCCCAACCGACCCAGGAACAGGGAAAUACUCGUAUAGGAUUAACGCCAGUGGGUCUCCACAAAUAUUUUUGUACCAGGGUUCAGAGCCGCUAUGGAGAACCGGUAACUGGAACGGGCUCCGGUGGAGCGGUCUGCCGGCGAUGAUGUAA